AUGACUUCUGAACCCGAGGAUGCCGAAGAUAUAAACUCUGACAAACCGUACAUUAAAUGUGAGAAAGGAGAUCCUAGAUUUCAGCAAGGAGUUGGUGUUGAUCUAGACGUCGAUCAAAGCACUGUUUCCAGAACCUUAGCCACGGUAUCUAAAGCAAUUUAUUUAAAAAGAAACAAUUGGAUAAAGUUCCCCAACACUAACGAAUUGCUUAGAGUUGCUAUUAAUCAGGGAGCACGUGGUGAGCGAAUGCCCAGGGUUAUAAUAGGUGUUAUUGACGGUACCCAUGUAAGAAUAACAAAACCAUCUAUUCACGCUGAUAAAUACGUGAACAGAAAAUGGGUAUACUCAAUAAAUGUUCAAGCUACUUGUAAUUCCCGAGAAAUGUUUACAAGUGUAGAUGCAUCUUGGCCAGGCUCCGUACACGAUAGUCGAAUUUGGCGAAACUCCAUAGUGCAUGAAAUUAUGUAUAAUAAUGUGCACGAAGCAGCUUUAUUAGGUGAUGAAGGAUAUGGUGUUGCCCCGUGGUUAUUGACACCAUAUAAAAAUCCAACUACACCAAUGCAAGAAAAUUAUGAUUUAAUCCAUGCAAAGGAACGAUGA
This is a messenger RNA of Anthonomus grandis grandis, 600 nucleotides long. Its product is annotated as putative nuclease HARBI1. The record is from RefSeq and is a predicted model, not a curated record. The coding region runs from base 1 to 600 and encodes 199 amino acids. The transcript is spliced from 2 exons. NCBI's taxonomy places the organism in Eukaryota, Metazoa, Arthropoda, Insecta, Coleoptera, Curculionidae.